CAGGAUCACGGAGCUGCUGAGCGGAGAGGUUCCUAUAAGGUGUCAGGAUGUCGCUGUCUAUUUCUCCAUGGAGGAGUGGGAGUAUUUAGAAGAACACAAGGAUCUGUACAAGGACGUCAUGAUGGAGAAUCACCAGUCCCUCACAUCACCGGAUGGAUCCACUAAGAGAAAUCCACCAGAGAGAUGUCCCAGUCCUCUGUAUUCCCAGGACUGUCCAGAGGAGAAACCAAAUGUCCCACUGGAUCAUCAGGAAAGUUCAGAUGGAACGACGAGUGGACUUGAAAAACCUGUAUCAGUGUCUGUGAAUGGUGAAGACAGGAUGACAGUAUACCAUAAGCAUCUCAAUUUACCUUCCUGUCAUGAAGCAGAAAAUAACAAUAUCACACAAGAUGAUUCUAUGACUCCUAAUGUACCCUCAGUCCUUCACAGCAAAGAUCUCUCCUCCGAUUCCUCUGGUCACAAGAAACCUUCAUCUAGACCAUCACUAAUUGGCAAAACAAGAACUAAACAGAAACGUGGGAAACAUUUUAAAGGGAAAUCUAAUCUUUCCUUACAUGAGAAAAAUCACAGAGAUAAAAGGUCAUUUUCAUGCUCAGAAUGUGUGAAAUGUUUUAGUCGAAAAUCACAUCUUAUGUACCAUCUAAGAAUGCACUUAGGGGAAAAGUCAGUUUUGUGUUUAAAAUGUGGGAAAUGCUUUAGUCAGAAUUCGGAUCUUAAUAGACAUCAGAAAUCUCACACAGGGGAGAAGCCAUAUUCUUGUCCUGAAUGUGGGAAGUGUUUUGGUCAGAGUUCAGAUCUUCAUAGACAUCAGCGAGCUCACACAGGGGAGAAGCCAUAUUUAUGUCCUGAAUGUGGGAAAUGUUUUAGUCAGAAAUCAGAUCUUGUUACACAUCAGAGAACUCACACAGGGGAGAAACCAUUUUCAUGUCUUGAUUGUGGAAAGUAUUUUAGUCAGAAAUCACAUCUUAUUUCACAUCAGAGAACUCACACAGGGGAGAAACCAUUUAUGUGCCCAGAAUGUAGUAAAUAUUUUACUGUGAAAUCAGCUCUUGUAGAACAUCUGAGAACUCACACAGGGGAGAAGCCAUAUUCAUGUCCUGAAUGUGGAAAGUGUUUUAGUCACAAAUCAAGUCUUGCUACACAUGAGAGAACUCACACUGAAGAGAAGCCACUAUUGGUCAGAAGUACAGGACAUAAUGGAACUCAUACAUUCUUACAACAGAUGGCAGGAUCUCAGUCUGUGAAGCAAUUAUAGAUGCAAGCCGUGUCUUGUCAGGUCUUGUUUUAUGUUUCAAAAGGCAUUUAUUGGGUUUUAGCAUAGAUUGAUAUGCAUAGAUAAAAGGAUAUGUUAUACAAAAACAAUAACAAUUCUUGGAGGAAUGUAUGUCAUAUUGCAUAUUGUUACAUCAUACUAAUUGAAUACAGUAGUAUUUCUGCAUAGACAUGAGCAAA
Bufo gargarizans (Asiatic toad) is the source of this 1452-nucleotide messenger RNA. Its product is annotated as oocyte zinc finger protein XlCOF6.1-like. The record is from RefSeq and is a predicted model, not a curated record. Bases 68 to 1255 code for a protein of 395 amino acids. Lineage: Eukaryota; Metazoa; Chordata; Amphibia; Anura; Bufonidae. Gene Ontology annotation, biological process: regulation of DNA-templated transcription. The transcript is spliced from 5 exons.